Portunus trituberculatus (swimming crab) is the source of this 6522-nucleotide messenger RNA. RefSeq lists its product as uncharacterized. Gene Ontology annotation, cellular component: nucleus. Gene Ontology annotation, biological process: positive regulation of protein phosphorylation; cell population proliferation; DNA damage response. NCBI's taxonomy places the organism in Eukaryota, Metazoa, Arthropoda, Malacostraca, Decapoda, Portunidae. The record is from RefSeq and is a predicted model, not a curated record.
AAUGACGGACGGACACACACACACACACACGCUGUUGAGUGUUCGGAUGCUGCAGGGAGAGAGAGAAAGAAAAUAAAAGUAAUCAGCAGCGACAGGUGCUGACUUCGAGGCAAAGAUAAGGCUUGUGUGAGAGCAGGAGUACCUCGGGGCGGCUUUGAAGUGUGUGUCGGCGUGUGUCAGUCCCGGAGUUUCCAUAGACGCCAUCAGAUCCUCCAGUGCCAGUGUGACGAUGCAGGACUGUGAGGCGUGGGCGCGGGUGGAGGACGUGCUGGAGAGGCUUAGUGCGGCAGAGGGUGACGGGGCGUUGUUGGUGGUAAGGGAUGACACACUCCUCCUCAAGCUACAUUCCCACCUCCACACAUUUCUGCUGCAUGCCAAAGAAGGAGGCCAAGACUGGGGCCAGCGGGUAACACUGCUGCGCUUUGUUCAGACUGUCUUGGACCCACUGGUGGUUGCCAAUGCCAGCAACUCGGCUAGUGUGGCCCUGGGUCUGCGUGUAUUGGCCACCCUUGUCACUGUGGAGACUGAUUUCAACAGCCUGGAGGACAGCAAGGCACUGUCCCUGUUCAUGGUGUCCCUGCCAAGUGUGCGGAGUGAACCCAGCUUGGCAUCCCCAGCCCUGUCCCUAGCCAUGUCCUUGAUGGCACACCCUGAUGGUCUACUGUGGCUUGUCAAGAAUGGAAUUUGGGAGAAGAUGCUGUUGCCGUGCCUGCGUAGCCCCAGCAUUUUUGUACAACGUGAGGGUGUGAAUGCCAUGGUCACAUUCAUACUGAACCUGAGAGACACACAGCAUUUUGAAGGGUUGGUGAAGGAUCUGUACCUCCUGUCAGACAAGUUUAAUGAGCUGCGUUCUCACAUGGGCAAUGGAGCAGAGGCAGAGGAGAUCAGACAGACAAACCUCAGAGUGCUCAGUGUCUUUAAGCAGCUGUACUGGCAGACACUGGGCAAGUCUGGGAUCUACACCAAGGUGCGUGACAUAGAUGACAUCAACAUUCGUAUUCUGGCCAUCCUGCAGUACAAAGUCUCAGACAGUACCGUCAGCAGCUGCACUGACCUGCUCAUACUGAACCUGCUGCAUAAGUUUUAUGAGAAGCUGAUAAACUACGGCAUACUGGAACAGUUUCUUCUGGACUCGCUGUGUGCUGACAUUAUAACUCUGUCCCGUAUGUUGCUGGAGCGGGGAUACACUGAGUCAUUCGUCAGGUCAUCUGCCAAUGUCCACAAAUACUGGGAUGUCAUGAUGAAAAGAAUGAAGGAAGAAAGCAAAAUUGACCUCACAUCUGUGGAAGCCUUGCUGCAUAUCGUCACUGCUUUCCAGGUGUCCUGCCUGGUGGCGCUGUAUCAGUCCUGCCUGGGGAAGAUGAUGGAGGCAUGGCCGGAGAAGUUGAAGAUAAUGGCAAAAUGGAGAGAUGAAGUGCAAAACCGCAUAAGUACCAAGGAGGAAGUUAAGGCUGAGGCAGGCAAGCUGGAAAGGCAGAUGGUGGCCUCCUUCUGUAAGGACUCCCAGAAGACAGUCCAAACAGCCGUCACCUGCAUCACUGCCAUUACCGCUGUGGCUGACCACCUCAAUCCUGCGUGUGCUGUGACAAUCUUCCAGGGGCUGACCUUCAUGCUGUGCUCCCGUGUGUCCUCCUCCCCCAUCAGGCACCAUGUGGGGCUUCAGCGCACAGUGAUUGAUGGUGUAAGGAAGCUGGUGGAAAGGUUCAACAUUGACUGGAGAAAGUGCUAUGCCUCUGUCUGCCUGAUGGGGAAGCUGUGUGACAUGGCUCAGAUCCCUGGCCUCUCCUCCCAGGUGAAGGUGUCUGCCCUGAAAGCCAUGAAUUCCUGCAUCAAUGGUUUCAUUCCUCCGGUGAUGUCGAUGUUGGUGAACAGUGGCAACCUGGAGCACAAUAGUGUGGAGCAGAUGGGUCAGGUGUUGGCUGUGUACCUGGCUGAUGUGAAGUGGGAGGUGCGGGACUCAGCCCUUGAGGUGCUCAUUACCUGCAUGAAACUGGCAAAGGAAAAGUACCCUCACUUUGUCAACUGGCUGGGGCGUCACCAUCUCAACAGUGCUGUUAUCACAGCCAUUGGGGAUGUUGAGGGUUAUGUCAGAGCCAGUGCCUUCACCGUUCUUGCCAACAUCAUCUCCAUUGACAAGGAAUGGUGGUCUCCCAAAUGCAGCAAUCUGCCAGCCAAAAAGAACGGCUCACUGAAUAAAAGACUUAAGAAUGAACAGUGUCCAAACAAUAGAAGGGCGUGGUCAGAGCUGGAGCUGGAGGAGGAGAACCUGCCCCACCGUGCCCUGUCUGCUGUGCUGGGUGAGGGUGAGGCAGCCGCCAGGAAGGCCGCCCUCACACUGGUGCAGGAACUCUUCUUAGCUGGCAAGUUCAGUGAGGAGGAGGUGGACAGUUUGGUGGUGCGGGCGGUGCAGCACUGUGCCGAGGACCCGGACAAUGAGGUGCGACUGGCAGCACUAGAGUUCAUACAUGCUCACUUACUGUGGUCACUCAGCAAGAAUGGGAUGGUGGAUGGAGAGUUUCCCUCCAUCACAUUCAGCCGAGGGAAGAUCAUCAAGCUGGACACAGAGGAGGUGAAGAGCAGGGUAGUCAAAGUACUUAAUUGGGUCUGUGAGUGUGGGUACUUGUGUGUGCUGCUGGCGAGUCGGCGUGACCUGGUGGCCUCGGUGGCAUCAAGGGCCAGAGAGGUGUUCUGCUUCCUCAGCAACUUGGUGACACGAUACCAGAUUACACAGGAGGAUGAUGGUGGUGGUGGGGAGAGGAGCAAGGUUGGGGCAGGAACAGGCAAGGACAGUGGGCAGCAGAAUUCCUCCUCCAGGCCAAGUUCUAAGGAGCCAGUGAAGGAAGAGACAGUGCUUGGCCACCUGGACCAGAUAGACAAGACCAUUCAGGAAAUACUCAACUCCUCCACUCUUGAAAAUGUGUCCACAAUCAAACGAUUUCCUCAAACUGGUAUGACCUCUCCUGUGCCUCCAAAAAAGCUGGUUCUUACCGCUGAAGACAUGCCCCAAGCCUGCCCUUCUCUGCCCCUCACUUCACUCCUGCAGGCCUUCACAGCACUCUGUCAGCCACACUGCUGUGGUGAUGAUGAGAGGAACCAGGUAACAGAAAUGAUCUCACUCCUUGAAGACAUACUCCUGGAUGGUGAACGGCAGCAGAAACACCUGGAUGACCAGGGCCUGAGGGAUUGCUAUUGAGCUUCAACUACUCUCCCUCUCUUCCGUAGUUCCAUAUAGUCUUCCUCAUCUUAAUGUUUCUAUCCUAUGCCAUCCAUCUAUAUUAUCUUGCUCUCCAGUUAUUAUUUCCAUUUCAUUAUUUUAUUCUGCAGGUUUCUCUUCCCCAUUUGGUUUCAUUCUUUCCCCUUACUCUCUUGCAUUCUUUCCUCAGACUCCCACCCAGGAGCCAAGACUAUUCCCAAGACCCACAGCACAGGUAAAGGUAGUAAGGAAAGAGAAAAGGUGGCACUGUCCAUGGGCUUAGUAUCUUGUUAGGCUCUUCAUGUGGUUGCUGGGAGCAUUUCAACUCUUCUAGAUGAUUAUAGACUGAAGAUAGAUGGUUUGGUGCUGCAAUGAAGCAGGUUGUGGCUGUGUGAAGGUUAGUUUCAUUUCUGUUGAAAUAGAAUGCCCUUGCUACAUUUGAUUUGUCAUUGUCAAUUAAUUGCCAGUGAUUGUUUCACUAACUUGAAUAUCAGCAAUCAUUACUUAAUUGCAGCCGUAUCUAAUCUUGUGAUCUAAUGAUUGUCACUCUCAGCUCGUGCCUAAGAGUUCUAGAGUUCAAAUCUCAGCCAGGCAGACAACUGAGUCUGCUCAUCUUUCACCUUUAGUCACUGUUUGUGUAUUUGAAAUUAAGUAUAGGUGUUAGUUUGAGAGAUUGUGCCAUAGCUGUUCAGCAGGACCACAUUAUUAGACCUGUCUUCUUAUGACAGUGUGUUGCACCUUGCCAUAAGGAACCAGAAGUGGUCAACAGCGUGCCAAGGCAAAAAUAUGAAUAAAUAAGGCUUAUAUCCCAUUUAUGUGAGGUAAGCCAAGAUGAGACUUUGCAUACAUACAUGCACUUAUUUACACAUUUAUGCCUGGCCUUCAAGAGAAAGAAAUUGUUCAGUGUGUUAUGCUGUGCAAGGGUCAGUUGAUCAAGUGUAAGAAGAAAUUGUCAGUAAAUCCAUCUCUCUGCGCACUAGAUAAAUGUCACUGUGCAGGGAGUGAGUCAAAAGACACAUGGAUAUUCAUACAUGCUCAUAAACAUUCCUAAACUAAGUAAGUAAUGAACAUUAUGGGCAUCUGGCAUAGGUCAAGUAAAUUAAUCCUACACCCUGGAUGCAUACAGUAGCACUCUUGUGGCCUGAACAAGAGAUUGAUUAUGUUGAGCUGCUUUAAGUUGAUUAUAGUUAAGUUAGAUUUUAUUAGAAUGAGUUAAUAAUUUGUGGCUAAUGGAAAAGUGUGGAGGAACACUCAAGAGUAGAGGAUGUGCCAAUUCAAAGCUCUUGGUGACCUUGGCACCUGGCCUUGUCUGUUUGGGUCACAGUUUUAGUUUUAGUUGUUUGAAUUCUAGUGAAUCUUGCUGGUUUACAAGCAGUGCCAAGUGGUUGAGGUCAGUAUGAAGUAUCACUGCUUUCGUCCUUUGAUCUGUGAUAGCUAAAUUGUAUCCUUAAUUAAAAUGAGAGAGACAAAGUGCACUUUGCAUACAUUUACUGCUUCUAGUUUUAUAAGUCUUGUGUCUGAGUAGUGGGCUUGGCUUUUGUUUUUGUAAGUUAAAGGUGAAUGUUCACCACUGUGAUUAUAUACAAAAGUAUUUUUGGUACAGUGAUUUUAUAACUUUUUAAAUCAUAAGGUAAGAACACUUGAUACUACACUAAACCCUGCCCAAGUUGGAGCCAAAUAUAUCCAGUAUCAGAAAUCACACCCAAGAUAUAGGGGAUGGACACUCAUAUGCCCAGAUAGACACCCGAUAUCUCAGAUUGUUCUCUGAGACAUGUAGGGAAAGUUGAACACUUGGAGACACCAGAUAUGUAUCUAGCAUCACCUCGUGUUAACCUGAGUUGUCCAAAUGAAGGAAUAGUAGAAAAUAAGAACUGACUGAAAUGACCUUGGGUUUUAGCACAAUUACAAGAACAGAAGGAACUGUGGUGCUGGUAAAAGAGCAAGCGUGAGGUAUGCUGUAGCAGCCAGUGUUCCCAGUCCUUAGGAAGAAUUUGAAGAUGCACCAGAAGAGAUGGAUAUAUAUUCAAAUAUUAAAUAUAUAAUGUAAAUAUAAUUGACUAUCAAAAAUCCAGCAACCUGAGGACUGCAGGAUUUUUAAAAUUCUGGAUUUUUAUGUAAAUGUGUAUGCUGUAUAUAUUUUUAACAGAAUAUUACUGCCAACUACCCAACACAUGCAGGCCAUGUGGGGCAAGGCUUGUUUGAGUUUUGGAAAAACUGAUCGUACUGCUUCCAGUAGUUAAUUAUAAUAAUACUUUAUUGCAUCAAAAAAGGACAUUAUUUACUCAUUGUUACUGAUGUUUAUUGCUAAAUUUAUUAUAAAAACAGUUGGGAUCAUGUUAUGCCAUGUUAUCAUGAUGACAAGAGUUCUGGAGAACCAACAGUCAAAAGCAGAGCUAAAACAGGGAGAGAACCCUGUUAUAGCAGUUAUGGACAUCAUAAGUUUAUAGCUGACUACUGAUAGACGUGUCUAAAACAUGCCAUUUUGCCCACUAUGACUGACAUUAGUAGCUAUGACUGUUUGUGGAAUACAGGGGGUGGUACUCGGCAAUAUUUUCAGGACCACAUGAUUCCGGAAUUUUCCAUGGUCUGGCAAGUCUCAGGUCCGGAAGUUGCUGGAUUUGGGAGGUUCAGCCUGUAUGUGCUGAAUAUAUUCAAUAUAAAUGGACUACCAGAACAGCGCUUAAAAAAAAGAAAAUCAAACCCUAAAUGAAAAGUAAACUAAAAUUUUUAGCACUUCACUUUUUCUGCAAUAACUAGCACACAAUGUUUGCGUUUUACACCACCUUUUUCAGCUGAAUACAUAAUGGGGCUAUAGAGUAGCAAAUAAAUGAUUAAAUGAAAAGAAAUGUCUGUCAUCUGUUGUAAGCAGGACCAAACAUCGACAGUGCCUCCAGAAAACAAUGGCAUGCCAAUACAGUUAAUUUAAAAGGCAUUCUGACAGUCAUGCUGGAAAACUGAUGUUUCCAGAAUACUGAUUGCCAGAUUUUUUAUAGUCAACUGCAUUAAUUAUUUUUUUCCCUAAGGUACAUAAUACAUAACCACCUGGUGUUUGCAAUAGUAUGUGCACUGGAAACACUGCCUGCUGUCUGUACAACAGCCUGCUGUGUCAUGCACAACUAGUGUUCUUGCCUUUCUCCUGCUGUGUGUGUUGGUUUUCAUCGGGGCUUCCAAGGCUUCCUAGUUAGAUAACUCAGAUUUUUAAAUAUCUCUGAUUGCCUUCGCUCCAAUUAAUCCAACAUGGGUUGGGGUUUACUUUAUAAUGAAUUCCUAUUAUCAGCUGUAACGCUAGUUUUAUAUUCACAAGAAUAUAUUGAUAUAUUUGAGAGAAA